This is a messenger RNA of Juglans microcarpa x Juglans regia, 1673 nucleotides long. RefSeq lists its product as uncharacterized. NCBI's taxonomy places the organism in Eukaryota, Viridiplantae, Streptophyta, Magnoliopsida, Fagales, Juglandaceae. The transcript is spliced from 4 exons. The record is from RefSeq and is a predicted model, not a curated record. Bases 188 to 1621 code for a protein of 477 amino acids.
UAUGUGUGUGUAUAUAUAUAUAUAUAUGUAGGAUUAUAUACCGGCCUACAAAUUAAGCAUAUAUAUAACUCCAGUCCCAUUUUUCAAGCAAUUCUUUCUUACUAAACAGUUAAUUACCUUUCUUCUUAACCAGAAAAUUAAGCCUCUCCUGCAUAAAUUACAACACCAUUUAAUCAAAACCUCGUAUAUGUACAUGCUCACACUCUUCCGAUCCCAAUCUCCUCAACCAAAAUCCACCCCCAUGAACUCAUCCACCACCUCCCCUGACCCCCAUAUAGAGGUCAACUUCACCUCCAGCUGCCGCACCCCCUCACCCGAUGAACCAAACGACUCCAACGCCGUCCCCUUACUCCUCCAGCCCUCAUACGCCAGAUCAAGAUCUUUGACCUUCGACGAGCUACGCAACUUCCGCAUAAGCCUCAGAUGGUGCGCCCUCGACCACUCUUCCUGUAUUGGAAAAUCCGUUUCCUACUUCACAUUCAUAUUCUUCACCAUCCUGGUUCCGUUUGUCAUGGCCUGCUUCUCCGUCCGAGUCCCAGCCGCAGCCUCAAUCGAUGACCCCAUCUCUUUCAACAAGCUUGUCCAACUUCCCGAGUCAGGGCUAGCCGCCAUUGCCUUCUUCACACUCUCCGGGUUCUUCCGUAGGUACGGCCUCCGCCAACUGCUGUUGCUUGACGGCUUGCAGGAAGAUUCUUUAUACGUACAGCGAGGAUACAAGCUCGAGCUUGACAAGGCGUUCCGCUACCUAGCAAUCAUACUUCUACCAUCGUUUUUCGUCGAACUCGUUCAUAAAAUCAUAUUCUUCUCCACCGUGAGUAUAUCAUUUCCAUAUGUCAGUGCAAGUGUGGCAUUGAAUUGCAUCGUGCUCGUUUUGGUUUUGGUCUCGUGGGUUUAUCGGACGGGGCUGUUCUUGCUUGUUUGUGUUUUGUUUCGGCUUACUUGCGAGCUUCAAAUACUAAGGUUUGAAGGAUUUCAAAAGAUGUUCGAGGGGUGUGAGUCCGACUGCGGUGUGAUAUUUAAGGAACAUGCGAGAAUAAGGAAGCAGUUGUUGGUGACGAGCCACAGGUAUCGGUUAUUCAUAAUUGCGUGCAUGGUUACCAUCACCGUGAGUCAGUUUGUAUCCCUGUUGCUGGUUUUGGCAUCGAAAUCUGAGAAGACUUUCUUUAAUUCCGGCGACCUUGUGAUUUGCUCAGCUGCUCAGCUCAGUGGGUUCCUGUUGUGCCUACUUGGGGCAGCGAGAAUCACGCAUAGAGCUCAAGGGAUUGUGUCGGUCGCAACUCGGUGGCACAUGGUUGUGACUUGUGCAUAUUCUGGAUCAAACCAAGGCAAAGGCCGUCAGACAAUAUCAGAUCAGGCAGAGGAUUGCAUCCCAGUAUCUAUAUGCGAUCACAACGAUUCUGAGUCGUCCGAAAUUUUCGUUUCGAUUUCCCCUGCAUUAGUACAUGGAGACCCAGCUUCCUUAUCACAAACCAGGCAAGCUUUAGUGGCAUACUUGCAACACAACAAUGGAGGGAUCACGCUGUUUGGUUUCGCGCUUGAUCGCGGAUUGCUUCACACACUGUUCGCAUUUGAGUUCUCUCUGAUGCUGUGGAUACUAAGCAAAGUCGUCGUUUUGUCAUGAUUAAUUAUUGAACAAAAUAUAUAGUCCAACAAAAUCAUCUGCAUAUUAUUUA